Molecule: messenger RNA, 741 nt
Organism: Salarias fasciatus (jewelled blenny)
Lineage: Eukaryota; Metazoa; Chordata; Actinopteri; Blenniiformes; Blenniidae
Exons: 5
Coding region: 10-657 (215 amino acids)
Biological process (GO): response to bacterium
Source: RefSeq, a predicted model, not a curated record
GUAGGAGCGAUGGAGACCCUGACCCUGAUCUCAGCUUUACUUUCUAUGUUCUGUUGGAUCUCUUCCUCCGUUGGUGAUUUUCGGACCGUCGAGGUUCUGCCUGGUGAAGAAGUCACAAUGCUGUGCUCCAACUUCACCGAUCUGUUCACUCGCAUUUUCUGGUACAGGUUGGCCAACACUGGAUCCAACAUCAGUUCCAUCUCAUCUAUGCUCAGCUCUGAUGGCAACGCAACGCUCUAUACUGGUUUUAAAAAUGGAAGAUUCACAAUGACUUCCAACAACAGUCAUGUCUUCCUGAACAUCAAACCAGUGGAUUUAUCAGACUUUGGCCUGUACUUCUGUAGACGUUACAGAAACAACGGCAUGGACAUCUUCGAUCACACCUAUUUAAAGAUGCAAGAUUCACUGAACUCAACCUACAUGCUCCUGGGAGGUUUAAUCGUUUUCCUGAUCGUGGUCAUCGUUGCCUUGGUUUUCAAAAUCAGAAGCUUUCACACAGCUCAAGAUAAGAGACUGACUUCUCAGAACACUCAGAGUCAGGAGUCUGAUGGCCUGAACUAUGCAGCAGUGAGUUUCGAGCACAGAACAAACCGUGGAAGAAGGCAAACAGCUGAGCGAGAGCGGGAGACACAUGUGGUGUACGCUGCUACAAGAUAAAGCUAUGAAGCCACCAGAGCAGCAAGUUCAGAGAGAAAAUCUUACCUGUUGGUGGAGGUUUGCUCUGUAGUCCUGUCUCCAAAA